UUGGUGUAUUUCCUAUUUUCCUGUUGACAAGUAACCACGCGAAAUUUUGUCGCACUACUUCUUGUGUAUUUUUAUCAUCUUCUAUUUAUUAUUAUCUUAUAUACUUAAAAAGAUUUCAUUGAUAGGUUAAUACAUAGGAGGGGAAAGAACGUCAUUCGACGUUUGUCCUUAGCCCGCUUAUUUUAAAAAGUGUGAUUUUAAACGAUGGAAUCUUCGAAGACAGGAAAGAGAAUAACAUUGGAUGAUUCUGAUACAAAACCACUUGUGCCUAUUUUGGUACGACUUCACACAGAUAGUUGUGCUACUCACAAUAUACACAUUGAUAAAAACGAGUUUAGGAUAGGUCGUGCUAGAGACAAUGAUGAAAUCAUUUUGGAUGCAGUGAUAUCUAGAAGGCACUGUAUUUUCAGAUGUGAAGGGAACGAAGAAUGGACUAUUAAGGAUACUAGUUCUUCCACUACAUUUGUCAAUGAUGUUUCUCUUGUAUCCGGAGAGAACAAAAGACUCAAUGAAGGAGAUAUUAUACAAUUCAGUACAUACAGUCGGUUUAGAUAUAUGUUCACUCUUGCUGUCAAAGAGGAACGCAGAACCAAGAAGCCUAGGAUAGACGAACAGAUAUUGGAUAAUGUACUUAUUGAGCAGAAAACGUUUUCAGAAAGUCAGGAAUGUCAGAAAAGAGUUCUUAAAGAAAAACUACAGACAAAGCAAAAGGAACAAGACACAUUGAAGCAAGAGUUGGAACAGCUUUUGAUGCAACAAUGUGCUGCUAAAGAAAACACGGAAGACUUAAAAAAACAAAUUAACAUUUUGGAAAAUAAAAUAGAGAGCGGUAACAUCCAAGAACAGCAUUUGCAUAAAAUGUAUGCUGACUUGUUAGAAAAACUAGAAAACGAACGAGUGCAAUUCGAAAAGAGAUUGAAUGAUGAGAAACAAAAGUGGCAAGAAGCAUUGGAUGUGAGUAAACAGGAGAAAGAAGAGUUGGAGAUCAAAAUGAGGGAACAAAUGGAAAAGUGGAGAGAAGAGCAGCAGAUGGAAUGGAAAAGCGUUAUGGAAGACAGAGUUAAAGAGGAGAAAAGUAUACAGGCACAAUUGUUAAAUGAAAAAACAGUUUUAGAGGAAAAGUUAAAGAAGACCGAAAAAGCAUUAAAGGAAAAAGAAGCUGAAGUUGAAGCAACACACACAGAUGUUGCUGGUCCUUCCGAAUUGAGGCCUGCCGUCAUAAACGAUAGUUGCAUAUUUUUAGAAUUUGUAAACGAUCCAACGGGAAUUCAAAUCUUGGAUACCAUAGACUUAACUCUACCCACUCAAAUUACUAUAAAUACAGAGGAGGAGCAAAAGGAAAGUGUAAUCAAUAAAGUUAGCAAUAUAAUGGAUGAACAAUUGACUUGUAGCGUGUGCUCCGAGUUAUUUGUGAAGGCAACGACUCUGAAUUGUAUGCAUACGUUUUGUCAUCAUUGUAUUGUUACAUGGAAUAAGAAGAAAAGGGAAUGUCCCGUUUGCAGAGCACCGGUAACAUCUAUGAAUAGAUCGAUAGUUCUUGAUAAUUUCAUUGAAAGUAUGCUGGAGAGUUUACCUACAGAAUUAAAAGAAAGGAGAAAAGAGGUCAUAGAAGAAAGGAAAGCUGUACAACAUAAAAGGAAGAUUCGUUAACGCUUUGUCCUGCAGAAAAGUACAAGUCUGAUUCCUGUUGAUGUUCAAAAUACUUUAUUCAGUAUGAUUUUAUAUUUUUGAAUAAAUGCUGAUAGCGUUAAUAUAAGGAUAUUUUGCUAAUAAUAGUAUUAAUAUAAGAUAAAAACAAUUGGAACGCAUAAAUUUAAUUUUCUGAAGAAUAUUAUAGUAUCAUUAGUAAUUUCCACUUAUUAUCUCAUACAGCAUUGUAUUCGAAAAAGUAAUUAAAUUCAAAUUAAGUUCAGAAUGUACGAUAAUAAGUGGAAGAACAAAGUGCCAUCUGAUGGCAAAAGUUUUCAAUGUGCAGAUUAUAUUUAAUAUAUAAAAUUUUCUACUUUGUUUCUUUUGUUAUACGUGACAUACAGUACUUAAGGUUAUUACAUCAAAAUGAUAUAUUUUUUAUUGAUUAAAAUAACAAACAAAACAUA
Megalopta genalis is the source of this 2096-nucleotide messenger RNA. The record is from RefSeq and is a predicted model, not a curated record. Lineage: Eukaryota; Metazoa; Arthropoda; Insecta; Hymenoptera; Halictidae.